Messenger RNA from Helicoverpa zea (corn earworm), 2400 nucleotides. Its product is annotated as glutamine--fructose-6-phosphate aminotransferase [isomerizing] 1-like. Gene Ontology annotation, biological process: UDP-N-acetylglucosamine metabolic process; fructose 6-phosphate metabolic process; carbohydrate derivative biosynthetic process. The record is from RefSeq and is a predicted model, not a curated record. The transcript is spliced from 2 exons. Lineage: Eukaryota; Metazoa; Arthropoda; Insecta; Lepidoptera; Noctuidae. The coding region runs from base 233 to 2257 and encodes 674 amino acids. Gene Ontology annotation, molecular function: carbohydrate derivative binding; L-glutamine:D-fructose-6-phosphate transaminase (isomerizing) activity.
CAAGUUUCCGUGAGGUGGAUAAGUUUUCGCCGCAUAUUUACUUACGAUACCAGUGAGCUGUUGAUAACGAAACACGAUGACGUGUGCUUUGCCGUAAGUGAAAGUAACUAACAAGUGGUAGGAGCAAUACGCGUAGGCCUUCAAUAUCUGUUGUGUAUUGUGGCAACUGCAGUCUGUCGCGAGCCGUGGUUUUGUACGCUUGGAUCCAUUAUAACGUUCUGCUUCGUUUACGAUGUGUGGAAUUUUUGCAUACAUUAAUCAUCUAACGCCUAAAACAAGGCGAGAAAUAUUAGAAUUGUUAGUAACCGGAUUAAAACGCUUGGAAUAUCGUGGCUAUGAUUCAGCAGGCGUCGCUGUUGAUGCCGCAGAUCAGAAAGACAUCGCUGUUCUCAAGCGAAGAGGCAAAGUAGCCGCACUCGAGGAACUGUUGCAGGAGCGCAGUGUAGAACUGUCAGUGGAAGAUUGUGUAGAGUCGCAUUGUGGCAUCGCUCACACGAGAUGGGCCACUCACGGCGAGCCCAGCGCUGUCAACGCUCAUCCGCAGCGGUCUGGCGAGGACAAUGCUUUCGUUGUCAUCCACAAUGGAAUCAUCACCAACUACAAAGAAGUUCAAACUUUCCUUGAGAACAAGGGCUACAUUUUUGAAUCUCAGACUGACACUGAAGCCAUUGCUAAGCUGAUUCAUCAUCUUUACAACCAGCACAAGGAUUUCAGCUUCCAAGAACUGGCUGAACAGGUAAUUCAACAGUUAGAAGGUGCCUUUGGUUUGUGCUUUAAGUCCCGAUACUUCCCAAAUGAGUGUGUGGCAACCCGCCGUGGUAGCCCACUGCUUGUGGGCAUCAAAACCCGACGUCGCCUCUCCAGUGACCAUGUGCCCAUCAUGUACACCAACAACAAAGCUACCCGCGGUGUUGUGCCAUCUGUGCCCAGAGUGAACAGCCAUGCUCAUUUCCAGCCAGAAGAAGAAAGAGAAGUAGAAUAUUUCUUUGCCUCUGAUGCCUCUGCAGUAAUUGAGCAUACAAACAGAGUUCUGUACUUCGAAGAUGAUGAUGUUGCUCACAUCAAAGAUGGUGUUCUUAGCAUUCACCGCUUGUCUGGCAGUAGCAGUGAUCCUCAUCAGCGAGAAAUCUUUACCCUGAAAUUGGAACUGCAGCAAAUUAUGAAGGGAAAUUAUGACUACUUUAUGCAAAAGGAAAUCUUUGAACAGCCAGAAUCCAUUGUGAACACUAUGAGAGGACGUCUCAACUUUGCUGAUAGCACUGUUACUUUAGGAGGUAUUAAAGAUUAUAUCCCUGAAAUUAAAAGGUGCAGGAGGUUGAUGUUGAUUGGGUGUGGUACGAGCUACCACAGUGCUGUAGCUACUCGUCAACUUCUGGAAGAAUUAACCGAAUUGCCUGUUAUGGUAGAGCUGGCUUCUGAUUUCCUGGACAGGAACACACCUGUAUUCCGUGACGAUGUUUGCUUCUUUAUCUCUCAGUCUGGAGAAACUGCUGACACUUUAAUGGCUCUACGCUACUGCAAGCGUCAUGGUGCUCUUAUCGUCGGAAUCACCAACACAGUAGGAAGUUCCAUUUGUCGCGAGUCUCAUUGUGGUGUGCACAUCAACGCCGGCCCGGAAAUUGGUGUCGCAUCUACAAAAGCUUACACAUCUCAGUUUGUGUCUUUAGUAAUGUUUGCCCUGGUAAUAAGCGAGGAUCGUAUAUCUCUUCAAAAAAGACGCGCAGACAUAAUUGAAGGUCUACAUGAAUUGGACACAAAGAUUCGUCAAGUUCUAGCUUUAGACAAUGAAGUGAAAAAAUUGGCUGAAGACCUGUACCGUCAACGAUCUCUACUUAUCAUGGGUCGCGGAUACAACUUUGCCACUUGCCUUGAAGGCGCCUUAAAAGUAAAAGAAUUGACGUACAUGCAUAGUGAGGGCAUUAUGGCCGGUGAACUGAAACAUGGUCCUCUGGCACUAAUUGACGACUCGAUGCCGGUCGUAAUGAUCGUAAUGCGCGACCCUGUUUACACAAAAUGUAUGAAUGCGCUACAGCAGGUUACUGCCCGUCAAGGUCGCCCUAUCCUCAUUUGUGAGGAAGGCGACAAAGAAACAAUGGCGUUCGCUUCACGGUGCCUACAAAUACCUAAAACUGUGGAUUGUCUUCAGGGAGUCCUCACGGUUAUCCCGAUGCAGCUCCUCGCGUACCACAUCGCCGUAUUGCGCGACUGUAACGUCGACUGCCCACGUAAUCUCGCUAAAUCGGUUACCGUGGAAUAGGUAACUUUACACUAUUAUAAGCACGUACACAUAGUUGAUACUACUGUAACAUAAAACAUCGACAAUAGGGUAGUGUCCAGGGUCGAAAUAAUGAAAUAAUAUUUAGUCCGCUUUUUAGAUAAUCAAAAAAUAUUGGAUACGUA